Messenger RNA from Salvelinus sp. IW2-2015, 2571 nucleotides. RefSeq names its product protein Jumonji. Lineage: Eukaryota; Metazoa; Chordata; Actinopteri; Salmoniformes; Salmonidae. Gene Ontology annotation, cellular component: chromatin; nucleus. The record is from RefSeq and is a predicted model, not a curated record. Gene Ontology annotation, biological process: regulation of gene expression; chromatin remodeling.
GUGACAUUCCUUGGCUGAACAUCGGCAUGGUCUUCUCUACUCAUGCUGGUCGCGAGAUCAUCAUCGCCUUCCAUACAUUGAUUACUUACACACUGGUGCUGACUGCAUUUGGUACUGUAUUCCUGCUGAGGAGAAGGUGAAGCUGGACAAGGUGGUUCACACACUACUGCAGGCUAAUGGAACCCCAGGACUGGAGAUGUUGGAGAACAACAUCAUGAUCUCUCCGGAGGUGCUGUGUCGAGCGGGGGUCAAAGUGCACCGGACCGUCCAGCAGAGUGGCCAGUUCGUCGUGUGUUUCCCGGCAGCGUUCGUCUCCAAGGUGUGCUGCGGCUACAGCGUCUCCGAGACAGUGCACUUCGCCACCCCCCAGUGGCUGAACACGGGAUACCAGGCUGCCAAGGAGCUGAAAUGUCGACGCAUAGAGAGGUCUUUCUCCAUGGAGAAGUUGCUGUACCAGAUCGCAAUGUCAGAAUCUAAACGGGAGAAUGGUGUCAUUCUGAGUACCAUGACCUCACUUCUCAAAGACCUCAGGGAUACAGAGUUGAGACAGCGCAGGGAUCUGUUUGACGCCGGGCUGCGGUCUGUUGCCCGCUACUGUAGCCAUGACAACCAGGCCUCGUCAGAGAGCAGGAGGAUCCAGCGCCAGUGGCUGAGGCUCGACCCCUCGGACCGACGCUGCCAGGUGUGCCAACACCUCUGCUACCUCUCCAUGGUGGUUCAGGAGAGUGAGAACGUGGUGUUCUGUCUGGAGUGGGUCCUGCUGUACGUACAGAAACACAAGUCCUGCCGAGGCCUCAAAAUGAUGUACCGUUACGACGAGGACCAAAUCAACCAUCUGGUGAGCAGGGUGUGUGGGAGAGUGCUGGAGAGGAGCGGUGCUGAGAAGAGGAGAGGGACGAGAGGACUUCAGGGCCCCGGUGAGACGUCCACCCCGGCCAAACGCAGCGCCCGAAACAGAACCUCCAUCACUGUGUCCCUCACCCGCCUCCCCUCCUCCACCCUGCCCAAGACCGCCCUCAGCUCUAAAUAACUCACAUCAUGGGUCGCGCUCCAAUACUUCACAUCCUUCCUUCCUGGGUUCUUUGAGGUAAACACAGAUUUACAAGUGGUUAGGUUACUACCACACAAUUACUGUCACCAAUACAACCAAUUCACACCYGUGAUUACUUCAAAGGAAGGUAGGAAGGAUUUCUGAAGUAUUCCAACAGGACCAGUGCUUCACUACGGUACAUUUCUCUCUGCUCAGUGUGGAGAAUGUGCUCCUUAAACCACGGCUUUUGCACUAGAGUAAAAAAACAUGUUUUUAAGAGGCAUUAAUGGCUGGAUUCAUUUCCGUAUCGGAGGAUCCGCGUUUCAGCUCAAUUGAAAUUUGAAGGCAAUGUUCCCGCGUUCACUGUAUAUCUCAACUCAAUCGGAAAUUACCUUUAAAAUGUGAGCGCGGAUCUUCAGCGAUAUGGAUUGAAUCCAGCCCUUUCGUCCAAUACUGUAUAUUGUAUCUAGAUAUCACAAUAUCCUCCUAGCUACACCUACUGUUAUUACCUACAGACUUCACUUCCCUGGUGCUACAUCUUGGUGCUCAAUUUAUACUGUAUUUGGUGUAGUAAUAAUAAUGAUCAUUUCUGUUUUGCUCAAAGCCAUUGGACUGCAUCCUGAACUGUGAACACGGUUUUAGAACUUGUUACCAAUAAGUAGAUUCUACAGUUUCGCGUUAGACUCCAACCAGUAAUAAGGCUCUUCAGGGGUUUGUAAUACAUGAAAACGAUACAAAGAUUUUUCCAGCGGAGCGCAAAAUGUGGGUCAUAUUUAUUAGUGCUAAAUGUAGGAAAACAUUUUGCAACGGGAAAAACAAAAAACAAGCGUUCCUUAUUGGACAUGUUCAGGUAGUCCCUCCCCGUUUUGGCCCUUUUGCUUCCGUUUGGUUCCUAGUGAAUAAGACCCUGGCCCCUUCUCAGAUCACUGAUGUUAUAAUUGUUUAGAGAAUUGGCCAAGAAUGGACCGGUCAUCAUGGGCUUCACACCGCUCAUCUGAUCAUUUUGGUGUGAAACACUGUGCCUAAAAAAAAAUUGCAUACUAAUCAUUUUCAAUCACUUCUGGUGCCGAUAGUUUUUGUUUUGUGACCAAGUUAUCCACUCUAGACCCUUAUAGGCUCUUGACCUGCAACUCUUGGGUCUCCGGGAAUGCGUUCCGAAYGGCAGCCWAUCCCCUAUUUAGAGCACUAGUUUUGACCAGAGCCCCAAGGGCACWAUAUAGGGAAUAGGGUGCCAUUUGGGAGUCACRAUCCAGGUGUUUUAUCAAAGAACAAAGAACUGAAAACCACAACAGCAUUGUACAUAUAAAACAAUGUCAAUGUCUAAAGAUACAUGUACCUGAGCCUUUUAAGGAAUGGAAUACAGUGUUUUGGAGUAGGGGAUUUAUGAAGAAAAAGCCUCUYCCCCAGUUACUUCAUCUGUGGCCCCGUAUACACUCAACGGUUGUGAUACAAAACAAAUCUACAAUUACACAAGCAUUGUGGAGACAGUGAAAUGGUUUGUGUAAUUUUUUUUUGUGCAGACAAAAAAAUAUAUAUUGUAU